AAAAGUAAAAUGGAGGCGGUGAGGUGGAGAAGAAGGAGGGAGGGAGGCGCUGUCCGGGGCUGAUCAGGACCAUGGCUAACACUCACACACUGCAGCCGCCUCCGUCUCCUCCACCACGGCCUCGAAGUGCACCAAACCUCCGUGAGAAAACAUGGUUUUUAACGGUGGAGCUGACGGAGCAGCGGGAAAGUGUCCGUGUGCCAGUGACGAGCUGAACAUGGCCGCUCAGACGUUUUCAGAUGAGAUGUCGCUGAUGGAGGACAGUCACAGUCUCAGUGACAUGUCCAAGAACACGCCCCCCGCCCCUCAGCUGCUGAUGCUGGCUAACGUGGCGGCGGUGACGGCGGUGGGCGAGGGCGGCGGCGGCGACGGCAGCACGGCCGACGAGAAGGAGAUGAUGGAGCUGAAGACGGUGGGAUGCAGUUAUUCAGACAGUGAGGACGAGAGCGUCAUCAGGUACAGCUAUGACGACCAGAACAACGUGGAGGUUUGUAUCGUCGAUUAUCCCGAGUCUCCGCGUCCCGUCGGCGCUGAGGUCGUCGGUCCAAAUGAUUUGGGAGAUGUCGAGAAGAACAAAGGUGACAGAGCUGAAGACCUGCCCCCCUGUCAGCCCCGCCCCUCCACACCUGAGCAGCAGGUCGUCAAGCGUAAAGACGACGUGAAGAAGAAGAAGCCGUUCCACUGUAAACCGUGUCACUUCCAGGCGCAGUGCGAGCGCGACUUUGUGGAACACCUCGGCAGCCACAGUGUCAGCAAGAUGAUGGUGGUGAACCGGGUGGAGGGGCGGAGCAAGACCAGGAGCAAGGAGGCGGAGACACCUGAGGCCCAGCCCCCUUCAGGAGGUGAGGCGGGGCCGGCGACGGCGGUGGACAUCAAAGGCGUGAUCCGGUGUGAGCGGUGCGGGUACAACACCAACAGAUACGACCAUUACAUCGCUCACCUGAAGCACCACAGCAAAGAGGGCGAGGACCACAGAGUGUUUAAGUGCACGUUGUGUCCGUACACCACGGUGAGUCAGUAUCACUGGAGGAAACACCUGAGGAACCACUUCCCCAGUAAACUGCACACCUGCAGCCAGUGCUCUUACUUCUCCGACAGGAAGAGCAACUACAUCCAGCACAUCCACACGCACACAGGUGUGCGUCCCUUCCAGUGUCCUUACUGCAACUAUUCCAGCGCACAGAAGACGCACCUGACCCGACACAUGAGGACGCACUCAGGCGAGCGUCCGUUCAAGUGUGAGAGCUGUAACUACCUGGCAGCCAAUCAGCACGAGGUGACCCGCCACGUCCGGCAGGUCCACAACGGUCCCAAACCUCUGUCCUGUCCCUACUGUGACUACAAGACCGCAGACCGCAGCAACUUCAAGAAGCACGUGGAACUCCACCUGAAACCACGCCAGUUCCUCUGUCCGCUCUGCAAGUACGCCGCCUCCAAGAAGUGCAACCUGCAGUACCACAUCAAGUCCAGACACUCCGGCUGCAGCGUCUCUCUGGACGUCUCCAAAGUCAAACUGCGUGUCAAGAAACCUUGUUCUGAUGGCACUGAGGAAAACGCCGUCACCAGAGGAAGCAAGUUAGACAAUUCAUCCAGCGUCGACGAGGACUUUGACAUGGACGACGGCAACGAAGAGGACGAGGAGGCGUCCGUGGACUCGAGUCCCAUCAAUCUGUCCGUCAGAAAGAGCAGCAGGUCCAGCGAGACGCCGGACAAGGCUGCGGGGAAAUCUUCCGAGAAAGUCUUGAAGACAAAGGACAAAGUGGAGCCAGAGAAGAAGAUCUCAACCAGACUGAAGAAGACAGAGAUCACGCCCACUGCAAGCUCCGCCCCUGCCAAAGAAAUCCACACAGAAACCACUGCUGUUGUCAAGAGGAGAGUGAAGAAGGUGCCGAGUGUCCACGACCAAGCUGAGGAAGUCCACACGGAGUCUGAGAAACCGGACCAACAAAGACCCAAGGACGAAAGAACCCCGAGGCAGAAGAAGGAGGAAGACAAAUCCAAGCCAGAGAAGCAAAAAGAAGAACAGAAGAACGACAACAAAAGUCUGAACAAGACCAGGAAGAGUGGAUCAAAGAAGUGCGAGAAAACUCUAGAACCUGUCCAAGAGUCUCAAACCAAACCACAUGAGAAGAUUCAGAAGGACAAGAAGGUCAAAUCAAAGGCGGUGAAGAGGAAAACAGUGGAGGCUCUGGAUCUGUCCACCAAGACUUCACAUGAGACACCGGCCAAGACCAGAAGACUGAAAACUGCCAGCACCACAGAGAAGGUGCAGCCAAAACCUGCUUCAGCUGUAGGUCUCAGUCCAACACAGCACAAGUCCACCGGGACAACCACGAAAAACAAGUCCACCAGGACGUCCAACAAGACGGACACAGACACGACCACUCCUGAGCACCUGCAGACAGACACACCCUCUGAGAAGACUGAUGCUCCGCCCACCUGCAGCUCUGCUGCCCCCGCCUUCCUCAAACCCUCGUCCCCGCCCUCUCUGCUGCUCCCGAGCCAGAGAGUCAAACCCUCGGAGCCCGAGGACGACGAGGGGAUUCACAGCAGCCACGAGGGAGGAAGUGACAUCAGCGACAGCGCCUCCGAGGGCAGCGACGACUCCGGGCUCAACGGCGUCCGGUCGGGGAAGUCGUCCAACGACCCCGAGACGCCCACGGACGAGAUCCCCACGCCCACGGAGCUCAAGAGUCACCUGUGCAUCUUCUGUGACCGCACGUUUCCCGUGGAGGUGGAUUACCGCCGCCACCUGAACCGCCACCUGGUCAAUGUCUACUACAUGGACCACACCUCUGAAGGUCAGGAGGCAACGCCCGUUUCCACGGAAACAGGUUUCUGAUUCAAACUGUCUGAAACCAGAAGGUUCCACCAGGGGGCGCUGUCAGGUCAAAAGUUCACAUCACAUUUUUUCUGUCCUCACUUCCUGUUUUUGUUAUUAUGGAAUCGUAGACGAGUAGAACUAUCUUGUGUAUUUUAUUUUGAAAACCGUCAGUGCCUUUGACAAUCAUUAACGUCUGUGUUACUUUAGCCCCGCCCCCUCAGAGUCAAAACAGACGAGUCAUGUUUCUGUUUGUGCAAUAAACGGUCGUCACUUGACGUUCGGUCAUCACGUGACACGCGUGUCUAGGAAGGAGACACGAGGAGACAGGAAGGAGAGACAUGACCCCGUAUUCUUCAUGUCUCUCCAUUAUUGAUUGGCAGUGGGUGGAGUCUUCAAUGGUCAUGUGACCGUCCUGUCGUUUUAUUUUGACCAAAGUCAAAGCUGGACAUUUGUGAGCAGCUCUUCAAAAUAAAGGUCAAACAGACAAGA
Solea senegalensis (Senegalese sole) is the source of this 3313-nucleotide messenger RNA. RefSeq names its product RE1-silencing transcription factor (gene rest). The record is from RefSeq and is a predicted model, not a curated record. Gene Ontology annotation, cellular component: nucleus. Gene Ontology annotation, biological process: regulation of gene expression. The transcript has 6 exons. NCBI's taxonomy places the organism in Eukaryota, Metazoa, Chordata, Actinopteri, Pleuronectiformes, Soleidae. Bases 152 to 2842 code for a protein of 896 amino acids.